This is a messenger RNA of Triplophysa dalaica, 1795 nucleotides long. RefSeq lists its product as uncharacterized. The transcript is spliced from 7 exons. The record is from RefSeq and is a predicted model, not a curated record. The coding region runs from base 153 to 1301 and encodes 382 amino acids. Lineage: Eukaryota; Metazoa; Chordata; Actinopteri; Cypriniformes; Nemacheilidae.
AGCCAAAGGCAUGAGCUCAGGAUUUUGGGAACGGCAGCGGAAGUGAAGCACUUGUCAGAAGUUAUGAGAAAGUCAAGGUGUUGUAAGACUCACGUGUCCAGACAACAGUAAGGUGAAAAAUAGUAUACACAGGGAAAGAAAACUCAAAAUCAAUGAACCUCUAUAGGAAUUUUGGGAAUCUCUUUGAGAAUUGGGUGACGGAAGGCAGCCUGGAUUUACACAAUGACACAGGAGCUGGUAUGGAUGGAUACAACCUCACUGAAAGUGACUCUGUGUCCAGGGAUUUUCUUCCAAUAUCCAAAAUAAAGUCAGAAUCGGAGGACUCUGGAUUUGAGACGGUCAGUACGAUAAGUCCCUGUCAUUCUCAUCAGGUAUCUCAACUUACAGAUCACGGCUCUCCGAAGGAUGAUGUUCAGACUAUAUCUCCAGCUCCUUCUGUUGGCUCCUCAUCCUCCACAUGUGUCUCGCUUGGCUCGGUGGCUCCAAGAAACACACGUCUGAAGGUAGAACAAGCUUUGAGAAGGACAGAACAAACGUCAGGGCAUGUCACAAGAAACGGACCCCAGCAUCAGACGGUCCCUGCACCACGGUACCGUUGUAACACAGCCUCCAUUCCAAUCAGCUGCCACACAAGCAGCUUCAGAGAACGUCAUCAGUUAAGUCAUCACAGGAGAAUUCAUUCACAACCUCCAGAUCACAAGAAAGCCGAGCUGUACAGAAAACAUCGGAGCCGGCUGGAGUUUGAAGAAGCGGAGCAAAUGAGAUUAGACAAGCUCUCUCCGGGGCUUCUUUACCUGGAGCAGGUCUGCAGGAUGCUGGAGAAGAUUGCAACACUGCAGCAGCAAAACCACAACCUCCAGAAGGAGGUGGAGAACCUUAACAGUCAGCAUGCUGAGACAGAGUUUUCGCGAUUGAAUGAGAAAGAAACAGACUAUCUUGCAAGACAAAGAUUAGAGAUUUUGGCUCAUGAAGAUUCAAGCAGCCUAUCGACUCUCUCAGAGAAACCUGCACCGUUUCGGCGCAGAUCUGUGUCUGACACUCAGGCAUCCCUGGGCCGUCAUAGGAGGGCAGGGUUUGCUCGAGAUGAAUCUUUUGCAGGUGUCUUAUCCGAGGAACCUGAAAGUAAUGAUCCUCCACCAGAACAUAAAUCCAAAAAGCCAAGUAAGAUCCAGAAGAUAAAAUUGACUUCAUUUAGAAAACAGGAAUCACAAAAACCUCCCCAAAGCAAAAGCGAUCAGCCAAAGAAGAAAUCAAAACUGCCGAACAUUUUCAGAAGUAGAAGUAUGACCACGCGUCUAUGAAAUCUAUGGUACGUUGUAACCCUGUGAAUAGAUUUAUAAUGGAGAUACACACCUUCCGACACAGUUUACAAUUAAUUGUUAUCGUUUUAUAGUGUGUUUACUAAGAACAGGAAACAAAACAUACUUAGAAACAAAUGUAUAGGAUAAUGCAAUGUAAGUCGCUUUGGAUAAAAGUGUCUGCCAAAUGCAUUAAUGAAAAUGUAAUGUUAUAUGAGAAACAUUCUACUACGUACUUGACUGUGUGGAACAAUGUUCAGAUCCGAGUAUUUGUAAAUAUAAGAAAAUGUAUGACAGCAGAUUUGAAAAAUCCUUUAUAAGUACAUUGUAUCACUUUGUUAUAAUAAAAUAUGUGUGUGAUACUUCAUCUCACAACGGAAAUGUUUGCUCGCAAUGCAAAAGUAGAUUAAAAAAAAUCACCGUACCUCAUACAGCAUUGCAUACAUAUUUUUUAUAAUGAUGCAUUUAAAAUAUAUAGGCAUGUAUUUAUUGCUUUC